Molecule: messenger RNA, 1109 nt
Organism: Amborella trichopoda
Lineage: Eukaryota; Viridiplantae; Streptophyta; Magnoliopsida; Amborellales; Amborellaceae
Product: putative histone H2B.3
Cellular component (GO): nucleosome
Molecular function (GO): structural constituent of chromatin; DNA binding; protein heterodimerization activity
Source: RefSeq, a predicted model, not a curated record
CGCUUUCAACUUUCCUUCACCGUUUCUUUGGUACUUUCUCUAUCCUUGAACUGAAAUCAUCGAUGGCGCCGAGGGCAGAGAAGAAGCCAGCAGAGAAGAAGCCAGCCUCCGAUAAAGAGGAGAAGAAAGUUGCAGAGAAGGCCCCUGCCGAGAAGAAGCCCAAGGCCGAGAAACGCCUCCCUUCAAAAGAGGGAGGAGCUUCAGAUAAGAAGAAGAAGAGGUCAAAGAAGAGCAUCGAGACCUACAAGAUCUACAUCUUCAAGGUCCUGAAGCAGGUUCAUCCUGAUAUUGGCAUCUCCUCUAAGGCCAUGGGCAUCAUGAAUAGCUUCAUCAAUGACAUUUUCGAGAAGCUCGCCCAGGAGUCCUCGAAGCUUGCUCGCUACAACAAGAAGCCCACCAUCACUUCGAGGGAGAUCCAGACCUCUGUGCGUUUGGUUCUUCCUGGUGAGCUUGCUAAGCAUGCAGUUUCAGAGGGGACCAAGGCUGUCACCAAAUUCACCACUGAGAAGAAGCCCGCUGAGAAGAAAGUUGCAGAGAAAGCCCCCGCUGAGAAGAAGCCCAAGGCCGAGAAACACCUUCCUUCGAAAGAGGGAGGAGCUUCCGAUAAGAAGAAGAAGAGGUCAAAGAAGAGCAUCGAGACCUACAAGAUCUACAUCUUCAAGGUCUUGAAGCAGGUUCACCCUGAUAUCGGUAUCUCCUCUAAGGCCAUGGGCAUCAUGAACAGUUUCAUCAAUGACAUUUUUGAGAAGCUAGCUCAGGAGGCCUCGAAGCUUGCUCGAUACAACAAAAAGCCCACCAUCACUUCUAGGGAGAUUCAGACCUCUGUGCGUUUGGUUCUUCCUGGUGAGCUUGCUAAGCAUGCAGUUUCAGAGGGUACCAAGUCUGUCACCAAGUUCACCAGCUCUUGAAUGUAUAGCUUGAAUUUGAAUUCUAGGGUUUCUCUGUCUCUAGGUUUCUUUUUUGGGUUCAUGAUAUGGCGUUUCUAGGGUUUGUUUAGUUCAUCACUGAUCUAUCCUUGAAGAUCAAAGUUUUUCAUUUAAUUGAUGGAAUGUAAAGUAGUAAUGGCACAUUUUGGGAAUUAUAAUGAUGAUCAGUGAAUUUCUUUCUUA